GCGCGUGGCAGCGUCAGUGCGCGAUUGUCCACCUUCUUCCACCUAGCAGCAUGUUCAAGCCCACAGACGACGGCCGAGACGACGCGGUCAUCGACAGCAUCCCCGAGACGCGCAACCUCAUGCAGGACAAGCUGCGGAAGGCCUUUGCGGAAGGCCUCGGGACCAUGAUCCUCGUCCUCAUCGGCGACGGCGUCGUCGCGCAGACCGUCAUCUCGCAGCAGAUGGAGAUCCGCAACGCCCAGCUCACGAGCAACCCGCUCGAUGCAACAGCCUUCGCUGGCGACUGGAUGUCCAUCUCGAUCGGCUUUGGCAUCGCGCUCAUGCUCGGCAUCUACGUUUCGGGCGGCGUCUCGGGCGGCCACCUCAACCCCGCCGUGUCCAUCACGAUGGCCGUCUUCAAGCGCCUCGACUGGGCGUACGUGCCUUAUUACAUUGGUGGCCAAACCCUGGGCGCGUUCAUCGGCGCCAUGUUCGUCUACCUCGCGUACCGCCCCGCGCUCCUCUACCUCGACAUUUGGGACCAGACAACGGCCGGUAUCUUUGCGACGUACCCGAAAGCGCACAUGACACUCACGGAAGGCUUCAUCGACGAGAUCGUUGGCUCGUUUCUCCUCCUUCUCGGCAUCUUUGCCAUCACCGACAAGCGCAACAACCCUGCCGACGUCGGGAGCCGCCCCGCGAUCAUUGGCCUGCUCUUGACGGGCAUCGCCAUGUCGUUCGGCUACAACACGGGUUUUGCGCUCAACCCCGCAAGAGACUUUGGCCCGCGCUUCUUCACGCUCAUGGCGGGCUGGGGCGGCGACGUCUUUGUCUACGGCAACGGGUACUUUUGGGUCCCGAUGUUUGCGCCCGUCUUUGGCGGCCUCGCUGGCGCGUUCGUCUACGCCAACUGCAUCGAGCGCUUCCACCCGCAGUACGUCCCCGGCAUGCGACCGAGCUCGUCGACCAUCGACGACGAAGCCUAGUCUCCUUAGC
Molecule: messenger RNA, 975 nt
Organism: Saprolegnia diclina VS20
Lineage: Eukaryota; Oomycota; Saprolegniomycetes; Saprolegniales; Saprolegniaceae
Exons: 1
Coding region: 51-965 (304 amino acids)
Biological process (GO): glycerol transmembrane transport; water transport
Cellular component (GO): plasma membrane
Molecular function (GO): water channel activity; glycerol channel activity
Source: RefSeq, a predicted model, not a curated record